GGUGGCUACAUGAAUACAUUUUGAAAAGAUAGAUAAUUUUUUAACGCUUGUACAUUUUUUGAAGUUCUGAACGAAUUGCUUUCGUUUUUCUGUAUUGAAUCAUCUUCCUGGAACUAUUUACCAUAUAAGGUAAGGCUAAUAGGAACCCUGCAGUUUGAUGUAAGCUUUGUGACAACAACAACGUUUACGGUGUUCAAAUUUCUUUGCAAUCCUACCAUUAAAUUUUCCUUUUUUUCAUUAGCUUGUUAUGGGUUCAUCUCCGUCGAAACCAGUGUUAAAAGAAGAAGAAGAAAAACUUUUAAGAAAUGCCAAGGAAGAGGUUGAAAGAAAUCAAGUUCAUGAUCUACAUAGUUUCUACAAUCAACAAGUCUCUAAUUGGGAGAGAAUUGAGUUAUAUUUUGCCAUAAUGGGAUCAAACAAUCCAGGAAAGUCGUCAUUCAUCAACGCCAUAAGAGGAAUUGAAGCUGACGAAAGAGAAGCCGCACCAAACAACGAAUCAGAUUUGGAAACAAUAUAUCCUCAUCCUCAAUACGAAAAUAUAAAACUUUGUGAUCUUCCUGGCAUUGGAACUCCUAAUAAUCCUGAUCUUGAAACGUACACUAAUAACAUCGGUGGUCUGACGACAUACGACGGAUUUAUAAUAUUUAGCAAAUCAAAAUUCACAAACCAUGAAAUAAAGCUGGUUGAAAAAUUUUCAAAAGAGCUUCAAAGGCCUUUCGCUUGCGUUCAUACGCAUGCGCAUGUCAAUGUUACAAAUGCAGAAGACGGCGAAGCAUCACAGUUUACUGAAGCCACUGCAUUAAAUGAAAUAAAAGAAUGUUGCUUUGACAAGCUGAAAGGCUUAGUAAAAGAUGCAAGUGAUAUUUACGUAAUUGACAACAAUGAUACACAAAAAUACGACUUUCAUCAUCUGCGUGAAAAUGUCAUCUUGAAGUUGCUCGAACGUCGUAAAGAGUAUUUUUUACAUUCUCUUAACGGUGUCAUUUACGGAAACAGAGAAUUAUCUGAACAAGAAAAACGCUUAGAAGAAACUAAGUUCCGUGUUAACAAGUAUGGUUUAGUUGAUAUUGACGAUUUUUGCCAAACUCAAAUUGCUUCAUGGAGAAACAUGAAAAUAAAUAUUGCUGUAACAGGAUGUGCUGGAGCAGGAAAAUCAUCUUUCAUUAACGCCGUAAGAGGACUCGAACCUCGCCAAAACGGUGCAGCACCAGUUAAUAUUACCGAAACCAACACAGGGCCCACUGCAUAUUCUCAUCCUGAAAAUGAAAACAUCAAACUCUGGGAUCUACCUGGCAUUGGAACACCUACAUAUCCUAAUAUUGGAGAAUAUUGCAAGAUUGAGGGUGGUCUAAAGAAAUACGACGCUUUUCUUAUUUUUUCCAGAUCCCGGCUCACUCAACUUGACAAAGAACUGGCUGAUAAAGUUUCAAAAGACCUUAAACAGCCUUUCUUUUUCGUUCGUACCAACGUUCAUCACGAAAUAGAGAAUGCUCAGGAUGACGAAGGACCAGCGUUUGAUGAAACAUCUGUCUUGAGAAAAAUGAAGAAAGAUUGUUCGAAAAACUUGAAAGGCUUAAUCGAUGCUGAGAACGACAUCUACAUGAUUGACAACAAGUUUCCAGACAAAUAUGAAUUCAAAGAUUUACGUACGGCUGUUCUCACAGAGUUGCUAGAACGUAGAAGUGAACGCUUUGUAAAAUCUUUGCACGAUGUAAUAUACAAAAAUAGCUCAAUGACUCAAGAAGAUAAGUGCUUUGCUCAAGUUAGAGAUCGCGUUGAUCGUCAAGGUCUUUCUGGUAUUGAUGAUUUUUACCAUCGUCAAAUUAGUUCAUUGAGGGAAGAAAAGAUAAUUCUAGCUGUAACUGGAUUUACUGGAACAGGAAAAUCAUCUUUUAUCAACACUGUGAGAGGACUUAAAGCUCACGAAAAUGGAGCAGCACCAGUUGGUGUUACAGAAUCAACUUCAGCUCCCACUAAAUAUACUCAUCCAAAUAAUGGAAACAUCAUUUUUUGGGAUCUACCAGGCAUUGGAACACGUGGAUACCCCAAUCUUAAAGAAUACUCUAAAAAAGUUGGUGCUCUAGAGAAAUACGACGCAUUUCUUAUUUUUUGCAAAACACGAUUCACCCACUAUGACAGAGAAUUGGCCGAGAAAGUUUCAAAAGAAAUAAAAAAGCCUUUCUUUUUUGUUCGUACUAACGUUGACACAGAUCUAAAGAACGCCAAUGAUGAUGAAGGACCGCAGUUUAAUGAAGAAUCUGUUUUGCAAAAAAUGAGGAAAGAUUGUCUAGACAAUUUACAAGAUUUGAUUGAUGAUGUAAAGUAUAUCUAUAUGAUUGACAACAAGGUUCCAGAGAAAUACGAUUUUGAUCGUUUGGUAAAAUCGAUAUCUUUGGUUUUACCAGAACGUAAAAAAGAACGUUUCAUUCUCUCUUUGAGUAAUGUGACACGUAAAUGCAUAAAAAGAAAGGCCAAGUUUUUGAAAGAUCGAGCAGCAAAAGUGGCUGUUGCCGCAGCUGGUUUAAACUUUGCUCCUGUUCCUGAAGUUGGAUCAGCUUUUAACUUAGCUGUGAUUUUAGGAGAAAUUCAUAGUUACCGUCGCCAGUUUGCCCUUCCUGAUGAAGAAUCUGAAAUAUUCAAUGCGUUGAGUGCAGAAUCACAAAAUAUCAUAUUGAACUACAGGGUUCAAACAGACAACGAUUUACUGCUUCUAUUUGGUGAUAGUGCUAAGGCUAUUGGUAUUGUAGAGCUCACAAAAUUCAUUCCAAGAAUUGGACAGUUUGUGUCUCCUGCAUUAUCGUUUGUUUUCGUUUUGAAGUUUCUUUGUCAGUGUAUCAGCGAUAUGGAAAAAGUUGCUCUCGAUGUUUGGGAUGAAAUAGUUUAGGGCAAUGCAAAUUGAAUUGCACACAGUAGGCGUUUUCUCAAUACAACAACAACUUGUAAUAAUUUUAUCUUAUGACAUUUAUAAUGCUUAUUUUUACAAUUUUGCUUGUUCAUUCCCGAAAAUGUUUACAGAUUUAACGAUCAACUGUUUUAUCUAUCAUGUGUAUGAUAUAGAUGUACUUUCCUAUCAUUUUCUUCCUCUUAGUAGUAUAACCAGAAUUGUAUGUAGCUAUACAUAACACGACAUUUUAAUUUUCUUUUUUAGUUCUGCUUUUCCAAAGUAUACGUCACCAAAUCUUUUAACAGAUAUUAUCUUUUAAUAUCUUGAGUCAUAACUGUGUUAAAUGUAUGCAUGAAUGAAAGGCUAGGUUUGUGUUACAAGGAUUAAAGUUUGCUUCAGAAAAGAAGCUGUAUAUACUCAAACCUUGCCAACUAGUAUACAGCAUUAUAUUUAUAUUAACAAACAAUUUUGUUUUGUGAUUUUGGUUUCUAACUAUCCGAUCUUAAAAACGUA
Messenger RNA from Xenia sp. Carnegie-2017, 3397 nucleotides. RefSeq lists its product as uncharacterized. The record is from RefSeq and is a predicted model, not a curated record. The transcript has 5 exons. Gene Ontology annotation, molecular function: GTP binding. Gene Ontology annotation, cellular component: membrane. The coding region runs from base 248 to 2884 and encodes 878 amino acids. NCBI's taxonomy places the organism in Eukaryota, Metazoa, Cnidaria, Anthozoa, Malacalcyonacea, Xeniidae.